AUGGCACAACCCAACGAAAUUACAGUCGACCGCAAACUAUCCGAUAUUUUCGAAGAAGCUUACAAUUUUAUGAACACGAUCGACUCCUGUUACGAUCCUACCAACAGUCCUGAAGUCCAGGCAAACAUCAAGAAAUGCAUCGGAUUGUUCGAAGAUUCAACUCGGCUCGUUAGUCUCUGUGGAUUGUUCAGUUCAAACGAAACACACGAGGAAAUUCCGACGGAACACUUGCGCUACUUGUUACUUCCAUUUUUCCUCGGGCAGCUUACUUUGAAGCUUUGCAAUGCUGAACGGAAAGAAAUUGUUCAAGUAGCCGAAGUGUACUAUAAUGAUUUCCUUCGUCGAUGUGAAAAUUACCAGCUCUGUGAAAAAACGGACACCGUUGCUGUUGCUACUCCGCACUCGACUGAUAAAAUGCAAGAGUUGUUAAGAAUGGGUCAGGAGAGAAACGCGAAAUUACAAAAAUAUAAGGAGAAGAAGGAUUUGGAUGACCAGAUAAAGAUGCUUAAGGUAGCCAUGGAAAAGGAACAUGUGGAGGAUGAGGUGAAGCGAGAUUUUUACAUGAAGCUGUUGAGUUCGUGCAUCAUGGAAGCACACGAGGAGCUGAUAAGUAUCAGCCAGGAGAAGCAAAUUCUCGAACAAAUAGCAAUCAUGAGGAGGAGUGGAGUCGACGAUCACCCCAUGCAUCCGCCGAAAGGUCCGCCACCGAAACCUCUCAAGCCGAUCAUCAUCACAAAGGACGCCAUUCAGAAGGCGGUUUACGGAAUGGGAUAUCCCAGUCUACCGACCAUGACAGUUGCCGAGUUCUACGAGCAGCGCGUUGCGGAGGGAAUCUUUCCGGAUGCGGAACGCAUGAAGGAGAUUAAUAAAAACUCGCUGAUGAAUCGUGUCUAUCAGGACAAUGCUGCCGAGCAAGACAAGGACGAUGAAGAAACGGAAAACAUGAUUGAACGGGAUGACGAGGAGUAUUUGGCUCGCCAGAGAGCAAAAGAUGAGUUCAAAGAUGAUCAUCGUCGUGGCUAUGGAAAUCGCCACAAUCGCAGCUAAACAGCAGGUUACCGUUCUGACUAAAACAAAUAUUUACCCAAUAAAAAUUGUCUGUA
Molecule: messenger RNA, 1103 nt
Organism: Sabethes cyaneus
Lineage: Eukaryota; Metazoa; Arthropoda; Insecta; Diptera; Culicidae
Gene: Tap42
Product: immunoglobulin-binding protein 1
Exons: 4
Coding region: 1-1047 (348 amino acids)
Biological process (GO): regulation of signal transduction; regulation of dephosphorylation
Cellular component (GO): cytosol
Molecular function (GO): protein phosphatase 2A binding
Source: RefSeq, a predicted model, not a curated record